CACUGUUCACCCAGACUGCUGCCACAUUGAUUACUGGUUACAGCUGAUGUUUUCAGAGCUUUUUAAACAACCAGGAAAAGGUGUGUUUAGUAGCCGCUGAAAUACAGCUGCACUGAAUUCAAAGCCUUUUGGAUGUUUUUGUGUUUUCUUGUGAUUAUUCUGAUGGGCGACAGCAUAGGAGCCAUAUGGAGUAAAAGACAUCGCCAGCACAGGUCUACACCCAUUCGUGGAUAUGACCAUCUGAAAUCUUCAGAAAAUCCAUUGUAUAGGACCAUACAAAAUUACCAUUAAACAGUACAGAGUACAAGGAUGACACAGAAGACGGUUGACAGAAUCCCAAACACACAAGCUGCAUCCUUGUUCAACUUCUCCCUCACAUGAAAAUCCCUUCAUCCUUCACAAUGUCAUCCAGAGGUGGAAUUUCUCCCAACAUUAGUGUAUCUGUACUCCAGGACUUACUCAGUUCCCCCUUGCCCUCACCCUCCACUACCCCUCCAUCUCCAUCUUGCAGCAUAGAUGAGUCCUACAAGUACAUCUUUCUCCCCAUCUGUUACUCUUUUACGUUCCUCUUCAGCAUUUCCCUUAACUCUGUCGUCCUCUACCGUUCCUUCCGCCGGACCAAGCGCUGGAAUGCUUCACUGAUCUACAUGGUCAACCUGGCCUCUACAGACUUCAUGUACGGCCUGUCACUGCCAUUCCUUGUGGCUAGUUAUAUCAUGCGUGACCGCUGGAUCUUCGGGGACUUCAUGUGCCGCCUGGUCCGUUUUCUCUUUUACUUUAACCUCUACUGCUCCAUCUUCUUCCUCACUUGUAUCUCUGUCCACAGGUACCUCGGUAUCUGCCACCCAAUGAAAGUCAUCACACUAGAGACCAAGAAGGCUGUCAAGUGCACUUGUGUCCUGGUUUGGAUUGUAGUGUUUGCUUUGACCUGCCCUAUCUUCCGUUUUGCUCAGACUGGUCAUGUGACAAGAUUGGGAGUGCUCGGUGGCAAUGCAAGCAGUAUUGACAACCGUAGCCAUGAGGUAUCAUUGAUAAAUGGUAAUGCCAGCUAUGGUAACAUGGGAGGGGUUAUUGAGGAGUACCAGAAUUGUUGGGAUGAUGCAAUUGAUAAGGAAUUUCCAGAUUAUGUACCCUAUGGCAUCAUACUCCAUUUGCUGGGCUUUUUUGUCCCUUUUUCCAUAAUUGCUUGGUGUUACUCUCACGUUGUCCUGACCAUAUUUAGAACUCUGCAUUCUCAGCCCUCAUCCUGCAGAGGUCGGAGAGAUGAAGGACAUGAGGAAAUAGAGAGAAGAGAGAGAAGCAGCCCUGCAAUAGUUGCAAGAGGAAGAAGAGGAAGUAAUGGACUGCCAAGGGCACUGGGAAGAAAUGAAGGGAUUUCCAUUUUCCUUGGUGCCCAUUCCCCUUAUGCCAAUCGCAGACGUAAAUCUAUCAAGACCAUCAUCACCAUCACCCUUCUCUUUGCUCUGUGUUUUUUCCCUUUUCAUGUUACUCGAACCAUCUUUCUCCUGCUAAAGGUCACCAAGGGAGUCCCCUGUCACACUAUGACCAUGGUCUCCAUGUGCUAUAAGAUCACAAGGCCUUUAGCAUCGUUCAACGCAUGGCUCAACGCUCUCCUUUACUUCCUGACUAAAGACAAGGGGGGAGCUCACUGCUGCCAGGCGGUAAACACCACCACCCAACAACAUGCUGGGCUUCUAUUGCCACUAAGGAUGAUGGGAAAAGGAGAAGAUGCAGAGGAGGGAGGGCUGGAUGACAGAAAUGACAAUAAUGAGAAUAAAGCAUUUCACAGUCUCUCAUACAUGAGCAGAGCAAAAGUCAGAUAUAUAGUUGAAUGAAUGGUUUCAUGAGGAAUGAAAGAAGAAUUUUAGAUGCACUGUAGGUUGACCUUUACUGGAAAACAAAGUAUAUGAAAUAUAAUAUAAGUACUAUAGCAAAAGCAAUGAUUAAAGAAGACCCACCAAGAAUCCUAAUAUGCCUUAUAUUUCUAAUUGUACGUGCCUGAUUGUUGGUCUGCAACAAGUCAUAUUUAGAAAGUAAACCAGUGGGUAAAUGCAACAUGUAUGCAAAUGCGACGCCUCAUUAUGGUGAUAAUGUGUUGUUUUGUUUUACAGGGUGUAUGUUUAUAAUGUGUUGCAGAUGAAGUGUGCUGUAACGGGAACAUUGAUUUUCUUAUAAGUUGUUUUUACAACUGCCCUCCAAACCACAUGUAAAGGUAAACGUGUUUCUGCUGGUUCCAAAUGGCUACAGUUGAAAAUGCUGUUCUUAUAGAAAGGGACAAGGAGCAAUCGUCAGUCAAAUAGGAAUAUUGGCACAUGCCGUCAGACAAUCUCUCUAUGAAGGCAUUCGUGGUGUGAAAAAAUGAGGGCU
Epinephelus lanceolatus (giant grouper) is the source of this 2367-nucleotide messenger RNA. Its product is annotated as P2Y purinoceptor 3. The record is from RefSeq and is a predicted model, not a curated record. NCBI's taxonomy places the organism in Eukaryota, Metazoa, Chordata, Actinopteri, Perciformes, Serranidae. Gene Ontology annotation, cellular component: membrane. Gene Ontology annotation, molecular function: G protein-coupled receptor activity; oxysterol binding. Gene Ontology annotation, biological process: G protein-coupled receptor signaling pathway.